CUCAGGAAAUGUAUCUACAAACCAACCUCAGAGAUACCAAUCAUUCUUAAAUCUGUCAUCGGGAACCCUACAAAAGCUUUGUUUUUCUCUCAUAUAUUCAUUGUAACUCUGGUCAAGAUGCGGGUCUAAAUUGGUGAGUCUGUAAAAAGUGCUGUAGUGCUUAUACAGCCCACUUUCGGUCAAAAUUUGGAAGUAAGCACGUAUACCACUUAUCGAAGUACGGCGGGAUCUUGAUCUGUGGUGGGAAGAGCCUCGAUUGUCAGACAUCCUUAGAAUAGUAAAAGUAAGGUGCUUCUAGGCUCUUUGAUACAUGCAUCGGGGAUAAAGAAAUAGUGAACCAAUUGGGGCUCGGUGACGCUGACGUCGACCUUGCGAUCCGAAGCGAGGGUGAAGAGCACAGAGGCUGUUACAGUCUCCUGACUUGACUGGGUAUCAUCAAUUUCACGCCUGCUAGGUUUGGAUCUCGUAAGUCUGUAUUGAGCAUUCCCUCCUGACUUUUGACUUCCUGCAAACGGAUUCACACCAAACGUGUUGUGUGUUGCGUGUUGUAUCUCUGCCCAUUGUGGUUGCUACCGCUCUCGGCAUGCCUUCCGAUGAGUCCCUAAAUGACUCAGCCACAAAUGGCAACAAAUCUAUUCACUGUCAGUUUGUCAUUCCACCAGUCGACAUUGUCGAAUAGUCCGACUGUUACUAACAUGACAUCUUCCACACCAUAGCCUUGGAUCUACCACAACUUUACAAACGCCCAUCAUUCUUGGAGCUAUUGCAAGUACUGGAACUACUAAAGCUUCCACCCCCAUCUUGGAAUUCGAAAUCUAGGAAGCCCCAAGAACCCAAUGAUGCUCAAGGCAUAUCUUGUUACCUGACUAAAAUCAUUGGAAGCGGACUUGAUUGGCUGUCUAUAGGGGUAUCUGAAGAGGAAUGGGAACAAAGAUGUGAACUCAUUCAUGAGCUUGCUAGCAAGAGACUCGCCGAACGCUGUGGGCGCUCAGGUAAGACAUCCCAUCUUUGCUGAUGGCCAAUUUUGAUUUUACACCACAAUUAACAAAUGAUCUGACUGAACGUAGCCAUGCCGGAGAUGGUUCGUACUUGGGUCAUCCCAACAUCUGAACAUCCAACUGACCUCACUAUUGAACUGUGUGAGCCUCCACUCACCGGUGAUAGCUUGGGUCUCAAAACCUGGGGUACUUCCUUUGUGAUGGCUAAGAAGCUUGAAGAACUGGGGAAUCUGUAUUUUGGAAAUAUACUUUCCAAUGGCCGGUUGAUUGAACAAGGAUUCGUAACGUCCCAAAACGUUCUAGCCGUGGAAAGCGGAAUGACAGUGAGGAUUGAGUUGACAAUGGGGAGUGACGAAAUGAUGAGUAACAACGCAGCGAUAAGUAGCAGUCCGACAAAGAAAGGGAACAAGGCAUUGGUUCGUAGAUUGAUGGACAAAAUUGAUCCAAUGCAAAAUGAACAGCUCUCGUGUAAUUGCUCGUGUAAUAAAGGCAAAAUCUUGGAGCUCGGGUCAGGGACUGGGCUUCUUGGGCUGACAGCUGCUAUGCUUUGGAACAGGACCACAAUCUUGACUGAUCUUCCAGAUAUCGUUCCAAACCUGGAUGUUAACCUCAGGAGAAACGGGUUUGGUCAAACUCCUGAAACCAAUGCCACUGCAGCGAUCCUAGAUUGGAGCGAUGCAGAACACUCUGUAGUUUUCAGCCAGAAUCCGAACGAUAAAUUUGAGGUAUGAUAAGUAUCUUUUAUCAAUCCCAUACUUUUAUAAUCUAAAGUCCUGAUCAUAAUCGUAGAUGAUUCUUGUUGCCGAUCCCUUCUAUGACUCUCAUCACCCUGCUCUUCUGGCCGGGACUAUACCAAAAUUCCUGAAGAACAGUAGAGAUAGUCGUGUGUUGGUGUCGGUUCCGCUCAGGGACAAUGCAACAAGAGCGAUGAAGAGUGACUUUGAGGGAUUGAUGUCGACUCGAGGGUACCAAGUAGUGGCUAGUGGGACGGAACGCUGUUUCGAUGAUUGGGAGGAAUCAGAACAGGACGACAUCGAUGGUGUUUACUGCUGGUGGGGUAUCUGGAAGCAUGCUGUGGCAACGUCUGCUCCUAUAUGCCCCUAAUUUCAGAUCGUCAGCUUUACUGAUUGACCUCCAUUUCCUGGUAAAUAAGACAAACUGUGAAUCUAAAUAGUAGCAAAGCAAAGUUAAUGUGGUUGACAUGAUGAUGGCAAAUCAU
This is a messenger RNA of Sclerotinia trifoliorum, 2217 nucleotides long. NCBI's taxonomy places the organism in Eukaryota, Fungi, Ascomycota, Leotiomycetes, Helotiales, Sclerotiniaceae. The record is from the annotation of a GenBank genome assembly.